UGGUUUAUUACUCUGAGAUUUUAACCAAUAGAUAUCCUCAACAUAAUUAUGACGUUAUGACACGUGAUGACACUUAUGUUCCUCGUACGAUCAUUCAUUUGUAUAAAUAUUUACACACAAAUUGUUAAUAAAGUGGGCAUUAAAUAAAAAUGUUAUCAGCAGCUAAAGUGCGUAUACAUGGCAUGCAAGAUGAGAACUGGGUCAUCAAGGAUAAAAUCAGCCAGUACCGAGGCCUCAUCAAACUAUACGAGCGCGACCGCAAAAUCCAUGAGGGUGACCUUCAGAAGCAGAAGCGGCGGUACUCCCGCGACAUCCGCCAGCUGCGCAAAGACAUCUCUUCCAAGCGCGAAGAGCUCGGGGUCGCCACGCAAGGAGACAAGCAGUUUCUGAGGAAUGCCUUCCAAGAGCACAGGCGCCUGCAGCUUAUGUACAUGAAUAGUAAUGCGAGUAAAGUGCUAGAGAGCAUCCACCAGGAGAAUUUUAACAGACGGAAGCAGCUGGACCGCAUCACUUACACCAAGAAAAUAAAGAUGGAGAGGUUUCGAAUGAUGCAGCUGGAAGCUGCGGAGCUCCGUGAUCGUCUGCUGUAUGAGAUCGCGGGCAAGCUGCCGAGCGAGAAGAAGGAGCAAGCCGUGGCCAACUACGUGCAGAAAGCCAACAUCAAAAAGAACGCCGCUCUCGCCAUCAAAGUCAUGUACAAGAAGAUCCUGGAUAUACUCAAGAAGGAUAGCAUCUACUUCGGAGUGGUGCUAGACGCUUUGAAGCUGGACUGCCGGGCGCAGGGCAAGUGCCUCAUGGGAGCCACGGAGAUGGGGCAACUGGCCAUGGAGUAUCUCGACGACCGCAAGUUUGAAUACAACAAGUUAGAAAAACAGAUCAAGAUGAAUAUGAAAGAGAGGGACAGAACGUUGAAGCUGGUGCGGCGCGAGGUCGCCUUCUUGACGGACUCGUUCCCGAAAUUGUUGAGGAAAGAGGAGCUGGGUAAUCUGGAGGAGCUGUACGUGGACGAGGAGGCGGGCAGCGUGCACUCGACGCGCCGCGAGCUGGACGAGGUCAUGGCCGUGUGUCUGCGGCUGCAGCGCGCCACGCUCGUCUCCUCCGAAGAUCAGAUACUCAGGAGGUUACAAGAGCAGAAGUACCAGACGGAGCGUCUGUCCACGCAGCUGGCGGUGAACACGACGCGGCGGGACGCGCUGCUGGAGGGGCGCAAGCACGCCGCCCUCAUGCUCGACACGCUCAAGAACGUGGGGCAGGAGCAGACUUAUGCUUACGUACAAGAGAAGAAAUUGCUCCGCGAGCGACUGGAAGCUGAAAAGAAAGAAGAAUCAGACCUCAUCAAAUCAUUGGAUGAAAAGGGACAACUCAUCAUAAACAUGAAGACGUCGCUGCAACAGAUAAAUCAACUACUGUCUUGUGUCGGAGCCCCGCCGCAGCCCCGCGCGGCGCCGGCGUCCGCCGCGGUGCUGCAGUAUGCCGUGGAGGAGGACCUCCAGCCCGUGCCAGUCGUCGAGACUGACUUGGACAAGUUGAUAGCCGAGUGCGUGAAGCGCCUCGGGGUACUGACGGCCGCGGCGGCACGCGUGGAGGUGACGACGGCCGUGAGAGCCUCCGCCAAGCAGGCCUACCACCAGCUACUAGUCGCGUCCAUGAGGGAAAACUAUAAGGAGGACACCGUGGUUGAAGGAGAUCUCAUAGAGUUCGAGAUGGAGGACCCCAACGUGCCGAACCACCAGAUGAUCAAGCUGCGCAGCAAGCAACUAGUGGAAGCGCAGGUCAGCGAGUUCGACGUCCCCGUCGCGCCCUCGAGGAAGUAAAUAGGGGAAUGUCAUGAGGACGGCGGAGGAUUACAAGAAUUAUAAUCAUGUAUUCACUUAACUAUUGUUAGAGCUUGUAAGCUUACGCUUACGAUUGCGUUUCUACGCCUUCGAUAGACUGCUAUACGCCAAAGCGCGCGCUUUAAAAUGCCUAAUGCUUUAACUAUUGGCGUUAUUUUAUUACCAUUCAGAACUAACACGAAGUAAGUAGUGGGAGAUUAUAAAUCAUGAAUAGAUUAUACUAUAACUUUUUUGUGCGUUACCUUACUACUUGUAAUGCUAUAAAAUAAAAUUAUAUGUGUUAUAAUAAUCAAAUCUAUAUUAAUAAAUUAUUUAUAAAUAACA
Plutella xylostella (diamondback moth) is the source of this 2159-nucleotide messenger RNA. RefSeq lists its product as uncharacterized. The record is from RefSeq and is a predicted model, not a curated record. Gene Ontology annotation, cellular component: cilium; ciliary tip; ciliary basal body. Gene Ontology annotation, biological process: cilium movement; outer dynein arm assembly. NCBI's taxonomy places the organism in Eukaryota, Metazoa, Arthropoda, Insecta, Lepidoptera, Plutellidae.